Molecule: messenger RNA, 1114 nt
Organism: Ctenopharyngodon idella (grass carp)
Lineage: Eukaryota; Metazoa; Chordata; Actinopteri; Cypriniformes; Xenocyprididae
Product: myosin regulatory light chain 2, ventricular/cardiac muscle isoform
Exons: 8
Coding region: 388-897 (169 amino acids)
Biological process (GO): muscle cell fate specification; heart development; cardiac muscle contraction
Cellular component (GO): cytoplasm; myofibril
Molecular function (GO): calcium ion binding
Source: RefSeq, a predicted model, not a curated record
CAUUUAUGAUAAACACUGCAACUGUCAGUUUUGAUUUCAUCUUCAGCUCAGUUCUGAAUGAUGCUCAACCCCGAUGCGCUGUAAAAACAUUAUCAGGUGCGACUCUCUGAAAGUCCAUUCAACUUUACUGGGCUCUCAAACCAAAUCCCUGAAAUAAACUCCACAGGAAGAGAGGUGAGGAGAGAUCUGGACAGGCAUCACCACCAAACAGCUGAAUGCUUCUUCCAUCUGUCCUCCAGAGAACGAGGGCAUGUGUUAUUUAUAUCGGCCAGUAGACAUCAGCACGGCUAAUCUACAAAAGGCCAUCCAUCCGCGCCCCAUUGUCCAGCUGCAUUCGGGAUCCCCUCAUUGUUCUGUGCGCCUCCGUCCGUCCGUCCCGCAGCGGUCAUGGCACCCAAGAAAGCAAAGAAGAGGUCGGCAGAAGGAGCGAACUCCAACGUCUUCUCCAUGUUUGAACAGGCUCAGAUCCAGGAGUUCAAAGAGGCAUUUACCAUCAUGGACCAGAACAGAGACGGAUUCAUUGACAAGAAUGACCUGAGAGACACUUUUGCAGCUCUAGGACGGCUUAAUGUGAAACAGGAAGAGAUUGACGAGAUGCUGAAGGAGGCGUCGGGGCCGAUCAACUUCACCGUGUUCCUCACUAUGUUUGGAGAGAAACUCAAAGGUGCCGAUCCAGAGGAAACCAUCCUCAAUGCCUUCAAAGUGUUUGAUCCUGAAGGGAAGGGAAUCCUGAAGAAGGAAUAUGUCACUGAGAUGUUGACCACACAGGCGGACAGAUUCUCUGCAGAGGAGAUGGAGCAGAUGUUCACCGCAUUCCCUCCAGAUGCUGCGGGAAACCUGGACUACCGGAAUCUGGUCCAUAUCAUCACUCACGGAGAGGAGAAGGACCAGGAAUAGUUCAUUCAGUCCUCAGCCAAUCCCGGCGUUCCCUGUGUGCUCGUACCCGCCCACUGGUUUAUAAUUGACAGGCUUGAGACUGAGCUCAAAGUUACUGAAAGUUACAUAUUUCUUUUAAUGUAUAAUAUUCUGUUUGCACCUUUGGCAUGUUACCUGUCAGCAUUUACCUACAAAAAUAUUGGUAUGGGUAAAUAAAUAAAUUGACAUGAAAUAUUGA